Messenger RNA from Knipowitschia caucasica, 684 nucleotides. Lineage: Eukaryota; Metazoa; Chordata; Actinopteri; Gobiiformes; Gobiidae. The record is from the annotation of a GenBank genome assembly.
AUGGUAGUGGCAGUGCCCCUUCUGAACGUCAGGUCCAGCAGCAGGAGACCAGGCACAGCAGCAGGAGGAGAACCAGGCACAGCAGCAGGAGACCAGGCACAGCAGCAGCAGGAGAACCAGGCACAGCAGCAGGAGGAGAACCAGGCACAGCAGCAGCAGGAGAACCAGCCACAGCAGCAGGAGGAGAACCAGGCACAGCAGCAGCAGGAGAACCAGGCACAGCAGCAGGAGGAGAACCAGGCAAAACAGCAGGAGGAGACGAGGCACAGCAGCAGGAGGAGAACCAGGCAAAACAGCAGGAGGAGAACCAGGCUCAACAGUAGGAGGAGAACCAGGCACAACAGCAGGAGGAGAACCAGGCAAAACAGCAGGAGGAGAACCAGGCACAACAGCAGCAGGAGAACCAGGCACAGCAGCAGGAGGAGAACCAGGCAAAACAGCAGCAGGAGAACCAGGCACAGCAGCAGGAGGAGAACCAGGCAAAACAGCAGGAGGAGACGAGGCACAGCAGCAGGAGGAGAACCAGGCGCAACAGCAGCAGGAGAACCAGGCACAACAGCAGCAGGAGACCAGGCACAGCAGCAGGAGGAGAACCAGGGGCAACAGCAGCAGGAGGAGAACCAGGCGCAACAGCAGCAGGAGAACCAGGCACAGCAGCAGGAGGAGAACCAGGCUCAACAGUAG